Molecule: messenger RNA, 1116 nt
Organism: Diaporthe batatas
Lineage: Eukaryota; Fungi; Ascomycota; Sordariomycetes; Diaporthales; Diaporthaceae
Product: deoxyhypusine synthase
Exons: 1
Coding region: 1-1116 (371 amino acids)
Biological process (GO): peptidyl-hypusine biosynthetic process
Cellular component (GO): cytoplasm
Molecular function (GO): deoxyhypusine synthase activity
Source: RefSeq, a predicted model, not a curated record
AUGGCCUCCAACUCAGCCUCCGCCCCGUCCGGCGCAAAGGAUGCCGUCCUCGUCAAGUCCGAGGAGAUGCCCGCGGGCUCCCAGAAGGUCGAGGAGCUCGACUUCAACAAGCUCAAGGGCCGGCCCGUCACGGCCGACGACCUGCUGCAGGGCAUGCGCAACAUGGGCUUCCAGGCCUCGUCCAUGUGCGACGCCGUGCGCAUCAUCAACGACAUGCGCGCCUGGCGCGACCCCGAGACGGGCGACCGCACCACCAUCUUCCUCGGCUACACCUCCAACCUCAUCUCGUCGGGGCUGCGCGGCGUCCUGCGCUACCUGGUCCAGCACAACCACGUCUCCGCCAUCGUCACCACCGCCGGCGGCAUCGAGGAGGACUUCAUCAAGUGCCUCGGCGACACCUACAUGUCCCCCGGCGGCUUCAGCGCCCCGGGCAAGGACCUGCGCGCCAGGGGCCUCAACCGCAUCGGCAACCUCGUCGUGCCCAACUCCAACUACUGCGCCUUUGAGGACUGGGUCGUGCCCAUCCUCGACAGCAUGCUCGACGAGCAGGAGGCCAGCAAGGCCGCCGGGAGGCACGUCGACCCCUCCACCGGCGACGAGGCCGACGGCGAGCUGGUCUGGACGCCCUCCAAGGUCAUCCACCGCCUCGGCAGGGAGAUCAACAACGAGUCCUCCGUCUACUACUGGGCCUGGAAGAACAACAUCCCCGUCUUCUGCCCCGCCCUCACCGACGGCAGCCUCGGCGACAUGCUGUACUUCCACACCUUCAAGUCCUCGCCCCGGCAGCUGAGGGUCGACAUCGUCGAGGACAUCCGCAAGAUCAACACCAUCUCGGUCCGCGCCAAGCGCGCCGGCAUGAUCAUCCUGGGCGGCGGCCUGGUGAAACACCACAUCGCCAACGCCUGCCUGAUGAGGAACGGCGCCGAGUCCGCCGUCUACAUCAACACCGCCCAGGAGUUCGACGGGAGCGACGCCGGCGCGAGGCCCGACGAGGCCGUCAGCUGGGGCAAGAUCAAGGCCGGGGCUGACAAUGUCAAGGUCUACAUGGAAGCAACAGCAUGCUUCCCUUUCAUAGUGGCCAACACCUUCGCCAAGGACCAGGAGGACGCUGCUUAG